AUGGCUCCCCUUAGGAAGUUGACGAGUGCCAGGGCCCCCCUUAAGGGGCUCCGGACGUGUUCUGCAUAUCCCUUAGGAUGGCUUGGUCGUCGCCCCGCGUCUCCCGAAGGACGCUGCUUAUGGGCAACUGAAACGGAUAGGAACCAGGAUAAUUCCCGCAUGAGGCAUGGAGACCUCCUUUUAAGAAAUUCCUGGCGCACCCUGCGUCUCCCUAAGGACGCUUUUUUAGUGGGCUGCGUCUCUAAACGGACACUUUUAGUCGUCGCCCUGCUUCUCCCUCAGGACGCUCCUUAUGGGCAAUUGUAUGACUAUCCUGCCUCCCUUAGGAAACGGAUAGGAACCUGGAUACCUCCCUUAGGAAAUUCCUGGCGCACCCUGCGUCUCCCUUAG
Prunus armeniaca (apricot) is the source of this 390-nucleotide messenger RNA. The record is from the annotation of a GenBank genome assembly. NCBI's taxonomy places the organism in Eukaryota, Viridiplantae, Streptophyta, Magnoliopsida, Rosales, Rosaceae.